AUGGUCGCCCCUAAUUCAUUGCUGGAGCGGUCAUCCGCUGUUCUUACAGUGCUCUGUGUUAUUGGGUUGACAUUUAGCCAUCCGGGCUUCGGCGACCGCGUGGCCAGAGACGCUAACUCCCCAAGGAGCAUACAGGAUGGCAAUGAGCAAAUGCCAUAUCGAGAUGCUUCCUUGAGCAUCAACAAUCGUGUCGAUGAUCUUCUGAGUCGUAUGACAUUGGAGGAGAAGGCUGGGCAAAUGUUCCAUUCCUCGCUGUCGCCAGGACCAAAUGGCACCUUGGACACGGGCAACGUCACCGAGAGGCGAAACAGCACCGAGUUCAGGCUCAAGACUCAGUAUCUCACACAUUUUAACCUGGCUGGCAACAUUGUCAAUGCUUCCGAAACGGCCGAGUUUUACAAUCUUGCUCAAAAGAUGGCUUUGUCGACACGGCUGGGAAUCCCCAUCACUCUCUCUACCGACCCCCGUCACGCCUUCACCGAGAGUGUUGGGGCCAGUUUCCAGGCUGGCAAGUUCUCUCAAUGGCCUGAGAGUCUUGGGCUUGCUGCAUUACGGUCGCCAGAUCUCGUUCGACAGUUCGCAGAUAUUGCCCGUCAAGAGUACUUGGCUGUGGGCAUCAGAGGGGCCCUUCACCCUCAGAUCGACCUUUCGACCGAGCCACGGUGGAGUCGAAUCGCAACGACCAUGGGUGAGGACGCCGAACUUACGAGCGAGCUAGUUGUAGCCUAUUUGGAAGGCUUCCAUGGAGGUGAGUUUGGCAGCAACUCGGUCACCACGGUCACCAAGCAUUUUCCUGGUGGCGGACCCAUGGAGAACGGCGAGGACUCUCACUUCGUCUACGGCAAGAACCAGACCUACCCAGGCGACAACUUUGACUAUCAUCUCAUCCCGUUCAAAGCUGCUAUCGCCGCUGGUGCAAGACAGAUGAUGCCAUAUUACUCGAGACCCAUAGGGACCGAAUACGAAGAGGUCGGGUUCAGCUUCAACAAAGGCAUCAUCACUGACCUUCUUCGCGGCGAGCUGGGCUUCGACGGCAUCGUCUGCUCCGACUGGGGUCUCAUCACAGACACCGUAAUUCGUGGCCAGGAUAUGCCUGCUAGAGCCUGGGGCCUCGAAUAUCUCAGCGAGACGGAGAGAGCCCUCCGCAUCCUCCAAGCGGGCGUCGACCAGUUCGGUGGGGAGACCAGGCCAGAACUCAUUGUUCAACUGGUCGAGGAGGGCCUCAUCCCCGAGUCCCGUCUUGACAUAUCCGUCCGCCGUCUCCUAUCCGAAAAAUUCGUGCUCGGCCUCUUCGACAACCCCUUCGUCGACCCCACGGCCGCCGAGCAGAUCGUCGGCAAAGACGAGUUCAUCAAGGCCGGCAAUGACGCCCAGCGUCGCGCUUACACCCUCCUCACGAACAAGAACGACAUCCUCCCCCUCAAAGCCGCCACCCCAAAAUUCUACGUCGAGGGCAUGAACGCAACCUACCUCGAGAACCGCGGCUACACCGUUGUCACCGAACCGGCACAAGCCGACUACGCCAUCCUCCGGCUCCGCACACCCUACGACCCGCGGCCCGGCGGCUUCGAGAUGAACUACCACACCGGCACCCUCGAGUUUAACGCGACCGAGAAGGAGCGACACGCCCAAAUCUUCGCCGCUGUUCCCACCGUCGUGGAUAUCUACCUCGAGCGCCCGGCUGCUAUCCCGGAGAUCGCCGAGGGGGCGGCCGCGCUGCUGGCGAAUUUCGGCAGUGGACCCGAGGCGCUGCUGGAUGUUGUGUUGGGCGUCGAUGGUUAUGGGCCGGAGGGGAAGUUGCCCUUUGAUCUGCCGCGUUCGGAUGCGGCGGUGGCCGCGUCGAGGGAAGAUGUGCCGUUUGACACCGAGAAUCCGGUGUUCAGAUUCGGGCAUGGGUUGACGUACUAG
This is a messenger RNA of Cyphellophora europaea CBS 101466, 1908 nucleotides long. RefSeq lists its product as uncharacterized. Gene Ontology annotation, molecular function: beta-glucosidase activity. The coding region runs from base 1 to 1908 and encodes 635 amino acids. Gene Ontology annotation, biological process: glucan catabolic process. Lineage: Eukaryota; Fungi; Ascomycota; Eurotiomycetes; Chaetothyriales; Cyphellophoraceae. The record is from RefSeq and is a predicted model, not a curated record. The transcript has a single exon.